This is a messenger RNA of Danio rerio (zebrafish), 975 nucleotides long. Lineage: Eukaryota; Metazoa; Chordata; Actinopteri; Cypriniformes; Danionidae. The record is from RefSeq and is a predicted model, not a curated record.
GCUCUUUGUAUCAUUGACGGCACCAUCAGAACAAUGUUUUCUCUCAGGGCCUUUCUCUGCUUGCUUAUGGGCUGUAGCCUGUCUGCAGGUGUUACAUUAAAUCUAGCUCCUCUAGAUGCUGAGGUGUCGCCACGAACUAAGACCAUGGUGAUUUGUAAUGGUGACCGUGCUGUCUUGAAAUGCGCAUAUGGUGUGCUUCAGAUAACCGACGCAAACUAUGGACGUACUAAUAGACGUGACUGUUCUGGAAGGCGUCCAGUCCUUCCCCAAAACACAAACUGCAUUUUCAACGCGCUGGCUCCUGUUUCACAAAGCUGCAAUGGGCUGCGAAGUUGUGAGCUUUUUGCUACAACUGAUAUCUUCACUGAUCCCUGCCCUGACAUGCGCUCAUAUCUUUCCGUCACCUACUACUGCCUCCCACCUGAAAUCCGUUCAAGUGCAGUCUGUGAAAAUGCCAUUGCUAACUUCAAAUGUGAGGAUGGAUCUCUCAUUCACAUCCAUGCUGCUAACUACGGGCGAACUGAUAGCAGCACAUGUGCUGCUGGACGACCUGCUUCCCAAACUGCCAAAACCAACUGCUAUGCCUCAAAUUCACAGACACUUGUUGCUAAUGUGUGUGAAGGGAAGAACAGCUGCUCCAUUUCAGCCUCCAAUGGUGUCUUCUCAGAUCCGUGUUAUGGCACAUACAAGUACCUGUACACCGCAUACUCCUGUGUGCCUCGGUUUUAUUGGAGCUGAUCUUGAAGAUUUUUAGCACCUCCACAUGUCUGCAUAUAAGUGUCUAAGCAUUUAUGUAACAAAAGCUUAAUUGUUAAGCUCAGUUAUUUGACAUCUUAAGCAAAAUGUUUACCAUGAGAUGGCAUAACUGUAAAAUACUAGUUUGCUAAGCUCUAUUCAGCAUUUUGUGCAGGUGUCUUGUACGAUGAUCAUCCUUGUGUUCUGAGGUUGUUCAAUAAACCCUUUUAAAAGAAAUUA